Molecule: messenger RNA, 3789 nt
Organism: Dromiciops gliroides (monito del monte)
Lineage: Eukaryota; Metazoa; Chordata; Mammalia; Microbiotheria; Microbiotheriidae
Gene: CPXM1
Product: carboxypeptidase X, M14 family member 1
Biological process (GO): proteolysis
Molecular function (GO): zinc ion binding; metallocarboxypeptidase activity
Source: RefSeq, a predicted model, not a curated record
GGCAUCCCAAGGGCCGGAACUGGGUGGGGAGACAUGUUGGAGGACACCGAGUUUUCGAUACUAGGGGGUAACCCCCCCCCUCCAACCACUGUAGAAUAUAAGUUCCUUGAGGGUAGAUACUAUUCGUUUUUGUCCGUGUAUCCUGAGCCGCUAGCAUAACAGCCACUUAAUAACUCUACGGAACUGAAUGGGAUCCACCCUGGGUCUGAGGAGAGGGCAAAAAAGGGAAGAGAAUGACUGAAACAGUUCCUUUGGGCUCAGAUAGACUUUUAAAGCGGAGGGAAUUUCGAUCUUCCAGAGCUAGACUGCCGACCCCAGCCUCCAGAUCUGCCCCGCCCCCUCCCACAUCUGUACGGUCCCCGUCCCCUCCCAUCCGCAUUUGCAGCCUCAGCUGUAGUUACCAUAACGGGGAACGUGGCAGAUGGUGGGGGCGGAGAGAAGGAAAGUGGACUGGGAGCUCCGAUGCCAGUGUUCGCCUCCAGUCCUCGAGCCUGAUUUUGAACAAAGAUGGAACCUCUCCUUCCCACCUUCCGCACUCCUCCUCAGUCUCAGUUUCCUUCCCCUCAACAUUCCCUCGGAAAUAGUAGAGGGUAUAGUCGGGCUGGGCUCCAGGAAGUCUGGGUCCGCAACUUGGCCUCUUCUGCCGUUCUUCUUAGCUCCUAGGGUCUUUCCCCAAGCACAGUCCCCUCCCCCAUCCCUCAGAUCCCCCCUCUUCUUGGCCCCAUAGGACCACACUCCUCCCACAGUCCCGCCCCCUGCUAGAGCCUCCCGAGGGGGAUGGAAAACGGAGAUUCCUCGGCCAUGCAUCCCUUCCAGCUCCUCCGGAUAUAAGGGGGGUUGAGGGGGUGUUACUGGACAACACGAGGAAUGGGGGAGUGGGAAGUUGUAGAUAGCAUCCCGGCACGUGGAUGAGCUUCUGUCCUCCUAUCUGGCCCGUCCUCCUCCAACUCGCAACCUCCUGGAUUUCACUGUCCAGAGGUUCCUGGCAGUACUGGGGUAGAGGAGGGUAGCUAGAGGAAUACACGAGGAACCGCCUCGAGUUCGGGCCUCAGUUUCCCGGCUUUCGACUCCAUUUAGUAGGGGCCGCUGGUCGGGGGGAGGGACCUGAGCUUGGAGCGUGUCACCAACAACCUCCCCUCACUUUCUGGGUUGGGACAACUUAGAGCGAAGGGGGAAAACAGGAGGAAGGGGCGGAGGCGAGGGGGGGGGGGGGGGGGGGCAGGGCCGUAGAAGGAGCCAAAACCAGGAGGGAGACUCAGACCGACGGACUGACCGACGGACAGACAUCACACAGCUUCUCCCGCAAUCCAUCCCCUUGUCUACCCCCUCCAUGCCUUGGCCAUGCGGGGGCUCCUGCUUACCCUGACCGUCCUGGCACAGACCUCUCGCCUCAGCCUGGGGGCAAUUCCAGCCUUUGCCAGCCCAACUACUCGCCGCCGGACCUCGGAGUCCCAGGUCACCCUAACCCCCAGGCCUGCAAUUUCCCCGGAGCCUACCACCCCAUGGUCCAGGGUCUCCCGAAUUCGUCCCGCAACUCCCUCUAUGCCCAAUCCCCUUACCCCUCGUCCCCCGGCCCCUGAGUCCCUGACCCCUAGAAUCCCUUGUUCCCCUGCUACCUCUACCUCACGACCCGGAACCCAGACGGCUCCGGUUCCUCGAACCCCAAGGCCAGGGACUCCAGCUUUCCGAGCUCCCCACGCCUACACCCCGAGGCCUGGAGGGCCCAAAAAGGAGGCGCAGAAGAAGAAAGCAAAACCAGUGCUUCGGGUUAGGGUCAUCAAGAAGAAGAAAGUUGUUGUGAAGAAGAGGAAGAAGCCGGGUCCAACCCACCCAAGCCCAGGAAACCAAGAGAUCACUCAGGAUCCCAGUGCCUGCCCACCCCUGGGGCUGGAAUCUCUUCGAGUCUCUGAUGAACAAUUCCAGGCGUCUAGUAGCCAAUCAUUUGGCCUGGGAGCCCAUCGUGGAAGGCUCAACAUCCAGUCGGGCUUAGAGGAUGGGGAUCUCUUUGAUGGGGCCUGGUCAGAGUUAGAGGAUGAUCGGCCUUGGCUACAGGUGGAUGCUGGUCGGAUAGCCCGUUUCACAGGUGUCAUCACCCAGGGCAGGAAUUCCAUUUGGAGGUAUGACUGGGUCACUUCCUACAAGGUCCAGUUCAGCAAUGACACUCUUACCUGGUGGGGCACUAAGAACCGAAGCAGUGGACGGGAUGAGGUAUUCCCUGGGAAUUCGGAUCCUGACACACCGGUGCUGGCACUGUUCUCUCGGCCUCAGGUGGCCCGAUACAUAAGGCUACUCCCCCAGACCUGGCUAGAUGGGGGUGCAGCCUGCCUCCGCCUUGAGGUGCUAGCCUGUCUGCUCCCAGACCCCAAUGGGCUCUUCCCCCGAGAGCCUCAGCUUGGAUCUUCAGACCCUCUGGAGUUCCGCCAUCACAACUACAAGGAUAUGAGAAAGCUAAUGAAGAAGGUGAAUGAACAGUGUCCCAACAUCACUAGAGUCUACAGCAUUGGGAAAAGUCACCAGGGCCUGAAGCUCUACGUGAUGGAAAUGUCUGACCAGCCUGGUGAACAUGAGCUAGGAGAACCUGAGGUGCGGUACGUAGCUGGCAUGCACGGGAAUGAGGCACUUGGCAGGGAACCUUUGCUGCUCAUGCAAUAUUUGUGUCUCGAAUUCCUCCGUGGGAACCCUCGGGUGACUCGGCUCCUCACAGAGACUCGCAUCCACCUGCUGCCCUCCAUGAACCCUGAUGGCUAUGAAAUAGCUUACCGACGGGGUUCAGAGCUGGUUGGGUGGGCUGAGGGACGAUGGACCCACCAGUUCAUUGACCUGAACCACAACUUUGCUGACCUCAACACACCUUUAUGGGAAGCUGAGGAUGAUGGACUGGUGCCCCAUACCUUUCCAAACCACCACCUGCCACUGCCAGCUUACUACACAAUGCCCAAUGCACAGUGAGUGACCGUGGCUCCAGAGACCCGUGCUGUGAUUGACUGGAUGCAGAGGAUUCCAUUUGUUCUGAGUGCCAAUUUACAUGGUGGAGAACUGGUGGUAUCUAUCCCUUUGAUAUGACUCGGGACACCCUGGGAAGCCCGAGAGCUCACUCCCACACCCGAUGACCCUGUAUUCCGCUGGCUCAGCACUGUCUAUGCAGGGACCAGCCGAGCCAUACAUGAGCCGGGCCGCCGGCCCUGCCACAGCGAGGAUUUCUCACCCCACGGCCAUAUCAUCAAUGGUGCCGAAUGGCAUUCAGUCGCUUGGAGUAUGAAUGACUUCAGCUACCUCCACACAAACUGCUUUGAGAUUACAGUGGAACUCUCCUGUGACAAGUUCCCACAUGAGAGUGAGCUGCCCCAGGAGUGGGAGAACAACAAGGAUGCCUUGUGUCUGUGCCUACCCCAGGUGCGAAUGGGCAUUUCAGCUGUGUUAGACAAAGACACAGAGCAAGGCAUCCCAGAUGCUGUCAUCUCAGUGGACGGCAUCAACCAUGAUGUUACCACAGCCCCAGGCGGGGACUACUGGCGGAUGCUGACUCCCGGUGAUUACAUGGUGACAGCCAGCGCAGAGGGAUACCACUCGGCCACCAAGCCCUGCCGAGUCUCUUUCGAGGAGGGUCCCACUCCCUGCCACUUCCGUCUCAGCAAGACACCCAAGCAGAGGCUGCGAGAGCUCCUAGCGGCAGGUGCCAAGGUGCCCCCCGACCUAAGGCGGCGGCUGGACCGCCUGCGGGGCCGUGGGGUGCGGGGCGGGUGGCGCAGGACGCUGACCUGGGGGCUCUACAGGCAGGACCUGGAUUAA